GGCGGCUUCAGCGUGCUGUGUCGACAAAAUUUUAAUUCGCUAAAAAUUCCUCUUUUACUUUCAACGAAAUCACGCAAGUGAUAGUAAACUUACAGUUAAAAUCAAUUUUAGUCAUGACAGAUUCUGUGGUUCUAGAUAAGAGCGAUUCGCAGACAACUCCUCGUGUUGGCGAGAAGGUAUUUUGCUGUCAUUAAGCUUCAUCGUAGUAAGGUAGUCUGGUUUAAUUCUUUCCUAAGGAAGCAAUUUGCAAAGAUUUCGUCUAAAGUUGGACUUUAUUGUAGGUAGAAUCGGAGGGACAAACAACGCUCUCCACCGUAGAAGAGGACGCGGUUCUAGAAGGUUAGAAUUGUUAUUAUGCUUGAUAGACACUUCGAACGCUACGCAGUUAAGUAACUGACGCGAUCAAACGUUCUUGAAUGUCAAGUUCGAACACUUGUGACACUUUUUAUAUUUUUAUUUUCAUUUUGGGUGUAGAUAUUCCAACUGGAAUAAGAGCACAGUCUUAAAACAUUUUGGAAGUUUUUAUUUCAAAUCUGGUUUUCAUUUCUUUUGUUCUCAGUUUGCUUGUCUCUGUGAUUCAUAGUUUGUUUGCUCGUUUGGUCUAUCAGCAUUCAACUUUCAAACUCUUUAAUAAGUGGAGGUGACUGAUCUUUUAUGAAGUUUUUAUCUGAGUCAAAGUAACUGUGAUGAAUAAUUUUGCUCUUGAAAUGUUAGUGAUCAUCCUUGAAGUGAUUUCAUUGGGAUAAAAAUAUCUAUAUAUUCACUCAUGCAAGUUUCAUUUAAAUUAACCUUUUUACUCCCUAUAAAUAUCAGUUCUACCCACUUUCUACCAUACAUUUCUUAUUAUUUGAGCCCUGAGAAUUUAGAAUUAAAUCCAACAAUGUCCUUGAUACAUUUUUUCUUGAAACUUUUUUACUGACAACACAUUGACAAUGUAAGGAGAAAUGUCAUGUUUGUCACCCCUGAAAGUGAAAAUAUUUGGUUUAGUUGGUCAGAUACCUAAUGAAAAGCCACGCACUAAUCAGGAGGAUAACAAGGUGAAGCCUGAACAUAAUGCAAAGCCUGAACAUAAUAAGGAUGGAAAAGCAAAUGAUAAGCCUGGAGCUGUUGCUGGUAGUGAAGAUGUGGAAGAAGAUGGUUCAGAUGAGGAAAGUGAGGAGGAAAGUGAAGGGGAAACAGACAGUGAUGAAUACACAACGGGGACAGAGUCUUCAGGGUCUCACUCUGAGCACAGCGCCAGUGACAAAGAGGUAAGUUGAUUUUGUAUUUGUGAGACCCAAAGCUGUAUAUAUCAGUAUGCAUAUUCUCUAAACUGUUCUCUAUACAUUCCUUAAGGUACAGAUGAGGAGAAUUUUUGUAUUAAUCAGGAGCUUCUUUAGUUGGUGAUCAUCUCCUCUAUUCUCAUGACUUAUAUGUGUGAUUCAGGGCUGAUAGUGUGAGGAGAAAUUAAAUGCUGAUCACUCCAAGGAGUCAAAGGGUUAAUGAAUAACCUUUGAUAAUUUUUUCAUUUUCCUGGCCAUAGUUCAAUGGCCAUAGUGAUUUCAAUCUGGUUACAAUUUUUUUCUGGCUCAAACCUUUUUGAACCAGUUUAACUUUACUUCCUUUCAUGUUUGUUUUGUUGCUCUAUUGGAUUUUCUGGAAGGACAGAAAAUGAAAAUCAAGCUAGUUCUUCGACAAAGAUAAAUUUAAACCACAAAAUAUUAUACAAUAACCUGAACUUUCACAGUUGCACUAAGAAUUUGUUGUUCUGUUUUGGGACUUGCUGAAUGUUUAUUUUACUGAAGAAGAAGUUAUUUCCUAAAUUGAAAAAAUGUGAAAACGAUAAGUUAUCUUGCUCAUUAACCACACUGGUGUGCUUUGGCUAUAAAGAGGAAGCAAUCAUUUUUUAAUCAUGAUCCAUAGCUUAUAAGAAUUUUUUUGAAACCACUGGAGCAAGGCCUUGUUAAUUCUUUGGUUAAAAUCAAUUUUUGUUCAUCAACUUUACUAUUUUUGUGAUUCAAUAAAGCAAAGUGAAGAGGAGGCAGGAGUACAUGAUGAAGAAUACAAAAGAGUUGGUGAAGACAAAGACAUUGAAGUAAAAGAAGAGGAAGACAAAAUGGGAAAUGAGCAGGAAGAAAGUAAAAAUAAAGUGAAUGCAAGAGAAAGAGGGGAUGGACAGGUGAGACACUUGAGCAAGCAUACAUGACACAUCUAUUCAGAAUCCAGAGGAGGUCUGAUUUACAAAUAGAUUCUAUGUUGCCAUGUGUCUGUCUGGUAAUAGAUCACAAAUGACAUCAAAAUGCAGUGACAAACAAAAAAAAAAUUGGCGCACAAGGUGCAGCCAAGUGUGUUACUGAUGUUCUUACCACUUUUGGAUGUCUUCUGUGAUCCAUUACUGAACAGACCCACAGCAACUCAGAAUCAAUUUGUUUAUGUGAUGCAGAAGCAAAAGAACUAUUAAUAAUGACAUCAUCUAUGUGUUUGUAUGUAAGAACCAAUUGAAAGGCCUGAAUGAUUCAGCUUAUUACUUUAAAAGUACUGUAAUUACUCGUGUAUAAGCUGCACUUGUGUAUAAGCCGCAAGUAUAAGUAAUCACACAUGUAGUGUAGCAUAACACUUCACCCUUAGUAAGAAUCAUUCAAAAGGCUUGGAUAAUUCAGCUUAUUGCUCUAAAAGUACCAUAAUAACUCAUGUAUAGGCCACGCUUGUGUAUAAGCUGCACAUAUAAGUAAUCACUCGUGUAGUGUAGCAUACACUUCAGCCUUAAACUCCCAUGACUGACUAAGACAGAAUUUCUCCUUUUUCGAUACAAUAUUAAGCAGAAAGAUAAGUGCAAGCAAGAAUAGUAGGGAAUUAUUAGUUGACCCAAUACCAAAUUCUCCAAACUUACAUCAAGGUAGAAGGUUUGGAUUAUUUGUAAUGAAGUCUUUGGAGAGAAAGGGUUAGUAUUUUGCAAAAAAAGUUAUGAAAUUUUAAGGUUUUUUAAUCAGUUUCAAGCAUGUACAAGAAUACUUUGGUUCCAGAAAUCAGCAAGCCAAUUUCUUUGAAGUUGGCUAACCUCUAAUUAAUUUCUGAUGCAGAGAGGUAAUAACGCUUAUCAUGCCAAUUUUAUAACUUAUAAAAAAAAAAAUGGUGUAAAUUUGGACCUAACUUAGUUUCCAAGCAAACCUGUCAAUAAGUGAUGUAAAUGGAAUGACAGUUGAAUUCUUUCUUCAGGAGGCAGAAGAAGAAAAGAACAACCCAGCUUUUAUUCCACGUAGAGAUGCCUUUUGGGGGCAUGACGACAGAUGGACUGACACACCUGAUGAAGAAAGGUCCAUAGUGCUCUCAUGACUUUAUUUAUAUUAUUGAUCUAUUUAUUACAGUCAUGUGAUUCUGUGAGUUUGUAUUUGACAAGCACUCUAAUGGUCGUGUUCCUGCGGUCUUGGUUUGAAGCUUAACAGAUUCACAUCAAUGUUUUUUUUUGAUUUACUUUUGUUUUUUUAACACCACAACAUCCCAUUAAUUUUUUUUUUCCUUGAUCGACAAUUUUAACUGAGAAUAACCUAUCUAUGUCAAAAAAAAGCUUUUAAAUUUUUACAUUCUUGACCACACAAAAAGUAUCUCAGACUACAAGAUACUGCAGGGGUACCAAUAAAAAAAUUGCUGGUAGAUAAAAAUCUUACUAUGUUAAGAUAAGUGUAAAAUAGAAUAAACAAUUAGGAUGCUGAGUUUUUCAAUGGUUACUUGUCAAUAUAAUAUGUGGUUUUACAAUGUUUAACAGACAGGGUUGUAGAUAAUAGCCGGCAGCCGGCGAAGUACGCCGGCUUCUCUGCAAGGUUUCGCUGGCUACUCUCAUUGCUUCGAGUACAGAGAUGAAGUUUAUCAGGUCUAAACUUGGGCUCAAUAAAAAUAUAAAUUUGCACUGCCUAUCUUUUCUGAAAACAUAAAAUGACUUCUGACUCAAAGUCAGUUUAAAAACGUUCUGAUAGGGACUGUCUUUUUGAAAGUACAAAUGAUAUGACGUUUCGUCCGCCAUAUCGGAUUUCGAGAUAUGAAUACCGUUUACCGUUUACCUUUAAAAGAGCUCCGGUUACUUAAAACCUUAAAGAAAACCCUGAACAGAUGAUUUGAAGUCAAUAAAUUUUUAUUUUUAUAUUAACAGAAGGAAACCAACAACAAGACAGUUGUGGGACAAAACAACUGACCGUUGGGAACAUGACAUGUACAGGGAAGAUGAACAGGGACCCAAAACUAGAGAAGAAAUAGAGGUAAGGAUACAAAUCAUAGCAAAAGUCAAUUUUAUUACGUUUGACGUUUAGAUAAUGCAUGUUAGUUAUGUUGCUUCUUUCUGAAUGUUUUGCAAUUGCAGGGUUUUGGCGUCGUCUAAGAUUGGCUAACAACUUCCAUUGAUUUUAUGUGAGAGAUUUGAAUUCCACAGGCUAAGUGAAUUGCUGAGGGUUAGCUCACUUGCGGCUUAGUGCCAUGUGAAGAUUGGAACAAUUUGAUUGAACGACAUGAGUUACUUAAAUCAGAACUGUGAGCCAUUCAAUGGGUGUAGGUUUUAUUAGACACUGGAUUUUAUUAUGUUGAGAAAAAACUAUUCAUUCCUACGCUGCAUCAAACGCACUUAACUAAUCCGUGAGUUUGACUAGUUUGAUAAAAAAGCGUUUAAAAUAAUAAGUUGAAAGUAGUAAAAGUAUUACGAAGUUUACAUUUGAGCCCUGAAUACACUUUAUGAAACCAUCCAUGUUGGGUGAAUUUUAAAGUUUGGCAGAAUGAUACUGUAAAAAAAUUGCUUGUAAAUUAUAUUUGGAGCUUUUAAAACUAAGACUGAAUAGCAUUUUUCUUCUUUUUAAAAUGGUAGGAAACAAAACGCUGGCUGGAUGGAAGCGGUGGACGUCCUGGGCGGAGGAGGUAUGAUCUUGAGGAAUUUGUCAGAGGUGGGGGCAGACGGGGGGGCAGAGGGGGCAGAGGGGGCAGAGGUGGAAGAGGAAGAUUGGGGAGAAUGAGAAUGGAUGAAGAAGAAUUCCAGGAAAAUGAAAGAAAUAAAGAAAACCGAGUUCCUGAGCAACGAAGAAGGAGAAGACAGACUUCGGAAAAUUCUGAAGAGGACGGGGAGAGUCGAAGAGGGGGAUUUGGACGGCGCGGGAGAAAUACGGGACGGCGGAAUAAAUAUGAGGAUUAUGAUGGAAAUGAUGCUGAAGACAGGGAAGACAGAGAUAGGAGGUCAGAUAGACGGAGAAACUGGGGCGAGGAUCGUGAAGAGAUUGAAGAGAGACCUCAAAGGAGAAAUGAGAGAAAUCGCAGGCAAAGGAGGGAUGAUGAUGAUGAUCAGGAAUACGAUGAUACACGAAGACGUGAUCGUGAUAACAGAGGUGAGCGAUAUGACGACAGGAGGAGACGGGAUUUUGAUCGAAGGCCUGAUCGUGAGCAGGAGGCAAGGGUGAAAAACAGAGAUCAGAGACCACCUAGAAGAAGAGAUGAUGAAGAAAGACGAGACAAUCAAGACGAACAGGGAGGAAGCCGGAAGGGAUUUGGUGACAGGAACAGAGGAGGUUCAAGGGUGGACAGGAGGCAGAACGAGCAUGAUGGAGAGGGACAGAAACGACAAAGCGGAGGUUUUGGGAGUGCACAAAAAGACAGGUGAAGUGUAAAUCUUUAGAUACAACAUUGUGUUUACACUGUGCUGUUAGUGACGUUUUUCCUCGUUUACUGCCGGAAAGCGUAGCGACAUAUAACUGAUUUGUCAUUUUUUUACUCAGUCGUUGAUCAAUCCACGUAAAUAGCUGUUGUUAGAUGUGAUGUAAGAACAGGACACGGAGAUGAUUGUACUUUUGAUCUUUUAACAAAAUUAAACCAAUGAUAGACUGAAUAUGGAAAAAAAAAACUCAUGAAAAGUGUAUUGAACCAGGAGGGUUUAAGAACAAGAGUAUAAUAAAGUAAGUUGUAAUGGUAUGCAUGUUUGCUUUCUACAUCUGGAGGUAAUUUUAACACGUACCUCUCUUUUCCUUGACCUCCUCUAGAAGUAAGAACGAUUCAAGGGAAGCAAGAUCUAAAAAAGCUCCAAGAGAUGACAUUCAAAAUAAUGAGGAAGAGAAACAUUCAAGAGAGGAACAAGCCAAGCCGUCCUCUGCAACUCACAGCUACAGUAAACUCCGAGGCAGAGGACGAGGGAGAGGCCAGACGCAGGAGCUGAAGAAACCAAGAAAGAAUGCUGCAGAUUUCACCCGUGAAAGAGAGGAAGCCAAAAUGAAGGAAGAACAGGAGAGGAGAAAAAAAGCUGCAGAAGAUGAACACUUUGAAGGUGAGCAAGAGUCUGCAAGAGUUUUCUUAUGUACUUCCUGGAUUUUUUAAAAACACCUCAGUUUAGAUGUCAUAAAUAGCAACACUUAAUUGUCAAGGUGGUAUUUAGCGAGCGAAGUAGCUUAGUACUCUCCUUGAGUAGUUAAGGAUGCUUGGCACCAGGCCACCGAGUCUCUCACUCCACUCAAGAGUACAUCCCAAUUUUUAAGAUGCCGUCUUUGCUUUAAGAUGCUGAAGAAAAUGAUGGAGAUGUGAUAAUCGAAGAGGAUUAUGAAGAAGAUGUUGAAGAUGGGGUUUUAGAUCAUGAGCAGCCGGAAGAGUUGGAAGAUGAAGGCGAGGAAGAUGAAGAGGUGAGUUACACGUUAACCCUUUUAAUCCCAAGAUCUCAAUAGCAAUUCUCCUUACUGGCUGCCAUACAAUUCUUCUGAUGUUAGUUUGGAGAAUUUGGUCUUGGAUAAACUAAUCAUCCCCUGAUUGAUAUUUGUGUUUAUUCUCAUCACUUGUCUUCGUGAUAUUGUAUUGAAAUUGUAAGGAGAGAUUCUGUCUCGGUCACUUAUGGGAAUUAAAGGGUUGAUCGAUCUUUUGAGAUAUGAUAGGCGCGGAUGUUUUACAAGUUGCGUAACGACGGGCAAAAUUUGUGUUCAUGUUUUAUGUCAAACCGUCGAUUUAGGAAUUUAUUAAUCCACUAUUGAUUCAUUUUUUGAAUAUUGCUUUUACUUUUUGAAAUGCAUCCUAUGGCGCCAUAUGAGAAUUGUAUUGAUCGCACAACAUGUGCUCGAAAGACCAAAACAACACAAACGAAAUCAAUUUAAUGUCUUAUGACAAACAAAAGAACCUGUUCCACUUAAAAGUGUGACGCUUGAAUAGUGAAGCCUAAGUGAGGCAGACAAAUAAAAGUUUGGAUCGGUAAGUACAGCAAUUUAUUUUGCUGCUCCGCUUUCCGUCCGAAUUUUUUUCACUGUCGUUUUACUAGUGUGGCAUGUUAAGCGCGUUCUGUUGCUUUAUUGCGGUAAAAUGACGUAACAGAGGAAUAAUACUGUUUGAUACUUUUUAUCAGAGGUAGUAAUCAGCAGUUCUAAUUGUUGUAUGGGGUGACCAUUUCUUUACGCAGGUUGUUGAAGAGAAUGGUACAGCUUAUGUUGAAACAGAGCAAACAAGUGAGUUGUAAUUUCAAGUAAAGGGUUCUCUGGCUUUAUGCAUGGUUGAUGAGUUGUAACAAACUUACUGGCUGACUGACUGACUUGCUGACUGACCGACUCGCAGACUGGCUGACGGACAGACUAACUGACUGACCGCUUCACCGAAUGACUGACUGACAGACUGACCAACCGUCUCACUGUCUGAUUGACAGACGGACAGACUGGUUGUCUGACGGACUUCGUGGCUUACAGACUAACUGACUGACUAAUUACCGCAUUGAUUUACUGACCAUUUGACUGAAAAACUGUUUGACUCACUGGCUGACUGACUGACUGACUGACUGGCAUUCACCAGUUUUCAGUUAUCUUUUGCGGUUUUGUGGUUCUUUUCUAAAUGAAUGUUGGUGUACAACUUGGGUUGCACAUUGAGUUUGUGAAACGAUUCAUCGUAGUCUUUGUAAAUUUACCACAAUCAUUACAGAUGAAAAGCAAACUGCCUCUAGAAAACAGGAUGGGAAGCGAUCAAAGCAAUCUUCACCAAAGAAAGGAGCUGGUGCGUCUGGAUCACCAAAUGCUACAGCAUCGCAAGGUGCUCCUGCUGCCAAACCCAAACGAUACUCAUCACAGAGGCAGCGAGCAAGUCAGCAAGUCCCCCUGCAGGUACACCAGGCCAUGGCUCCACAGAUGGGUACAAUGUACCCAGACCAAGCUGCUUACUAUGAGCAAAUGUGUGAGUAGGAAAGCUACUGAGUAGUACUUUCAUGUUGUACAAGGUGAUUCUAACUUUGUCUGCAGAUAAAAUCCUAGUUUUUGACCUUUGAUAUGAAAGUUACUGAGCAGUACUUCCAUGUGGUUCCUCUUUUUCUGUGUUGCACAAGAUGGUUGUUAAGGACGUCAUUUACUAUGUAUGGUCUUAAAAGUGAUUGAUUUGUCACUUUCAGCCUUUCAGGGUGUUUAUGUACCUGCGGGAACUCCACCAACACAACCUGUUCCCAUGCCAGUUAUUCCACAGCAACCGGAUGUCAUUCUGCGGCAAGAAAUGGCAGUAGCCCCAGGUGCUAAUUAGCUUAUAUUAAUUUUUACCGUUUUGCCUCGAUAGCCUUGAGAAAUAAAGAAAAAGGCAGUUAAAACCAAUCUGAUUUAUCACUCUAUAAAAUUUCUCAGCAGAACAGCCUGAAAUGCCUGCUGGGAUACCAAUGGCUGGGCCAGGUCCUCAACCAAUGGGGGCUCUCCAGCAUGAGAGCAUGAUACAACAGCUUGCUGCCCUUCAACAAGGGGCUUUGCCUGUUCAGCAAGGAAUGGGCUCAGAGGGAGUAUCACCCCAAAGAGUUCCUCAGCCCGGAAUGAGCCCCCAACAACAACAGGCUUUGGCUACUCAUUUACAGUUACAGGCUCCGCAAGGUGAAGGUUGUGUUUAUUCUACGUGUAUCAAAAACGAACAAAUGAAUGAAGAAUUAAUCCCUUCCCCGAACAACGAACAGAGAGACGUGUAUGCUCUUGUCACGAGCUUGAAACAGAUAAAAAGAAUAAAUUUGAGUGUCCUUGAGGAAUCGAACCUCAGAGCUUAGGAUCCAGCUCUCCAGUGUACUACUGCUGAGCCACGAGAACUCUAUGGUAAACUAGGCUGAUCCGAGCAAUACGCAGGACUCGGGUCAGACAUGAAUCAGCUAAUGGUAGAGGAUCAGAGGGCAGAAUCCAAGGGUCUAAGUACUGGGUGAUUUGUCUUUUAGGAAUGCAAGGUCCGAUGGCUCCGGUACCUCAACCAAAUAUGGUAGCCGCAGGAAUGAGCCCCCAUUCAACAGCAGGAUUUGUCCCGCACCCAAAUUUCCCUGGUGUCCAGUCUUUCCCAGGCCAGAUUUAUACCAAUUCACAGUAAGUUCUUUUGGUAAUUUUGCAUGAAAUUGGUCAUAUUUAGAGGCUUGAGCCGUUAAUGGAAUUUUUCGCGUUUGAACCGUAGCUGACUCGUUCACUCCCCUUACAAUUUCAGAGUCGUUUGAAAUAGAUGAGUUAAAAAAUUGGUAGGAAUUUCCGAUUAGUACUCGGAACUCCUUUUAAACGCCUAAUUUGUUGGCGUAUACCUUGUAAUGAAAAUAACCCGAGAGGGAUCUGGAUCUAUCCAUGGUGCAUCCUAACCUUGCAUUCAUUCAGACAAGCAGUUAGGGUCUAAAGUUUGUUCACUCCUAUCGAAGCGACGUAAUAUUGAUCCUAAACUGUGAAUCCUACAGCUGUGGUUGUUUGUUGAUUGUGUUUGCAGAUAUCCAAUGAUGGGAAUGCCUCCAUUUAUAGGACAACAGGUGAGUUGGUAAAUCGUGAACUAAUUUCUCAUUAGGAUGCACCCCUGAAGGACGGGGUUACUUUAUCAAAAGUGCGAUUGUCUGGGCUCAAAUUCUGCCUGGGUCAGUUUUCUUUUUGCUUUUGUCUUGCACAAGAUAUUUUGCUCUCAGAGCACCUCAUUCCAAUCAGGAGAGGCAAGGCAAUGGCAAACAGUACAAAUCAACUCUGAUUCUACUUUAUUUUCCCAUAAUCGUAACAACUUUGUUGAAAAAUAGCCAAAGGAUCUCUUGUUCAGAACUGAAGUAAAUACUUUCACGUAAGAGUAAAAUCGGCUUAAAGCUGAUGAUGAGAAGUUCAGUUGUAGCCGUUCACCUUCAACUUGGUACUUAACUUCUCUUCUGGAGGGGGGGGGGGAGGUGGAUGGGGAGGAAGGGUAAAACGGUAAGGACUAAAUUCCUUUCCUGGAAAAAAGAGUACCAGUGCAUCGAGUCGCGUACACCCCAGGAACCGUCAGCAGCCAUGCAAGUCAAUUUUGUGUGCAGGCUUAACUUUUUUACCUAAUUACCUCUGUAGAUGUACGGGCUCCAGAUGGCAGGAGGAGGAACAUUUUAUCCUCCACAAGCUGCCAUGGUACAACAACAACAACAGCACUCGCAGCAACAACAGCAACAACAGCCAUCCCAGGGAGAACCGCAACAACAGCAGACAAGACGCCGCCCAAAUGCUGCCAUACCCAUCAAACCCCCGCAAGUAGGUAGCUUCAACUCGAGGUGAACGCGAGAAGAACGAGAGUUAAACGCGAGAUGAACGAGAGUUAAUCGCGAGAUAACGAGAGUUGAACACGAGAUGAACGAGAGUUAAUCGCUAGAUAACGAGAGUUGAACACGAAGUGAACGAGGAUUGAUUGUAAGGUGAACGCGUGUGGAACGCGAGGUGAACGUUGGUAGGAAGCGAGUUUCAAACAAGCUAUAAUCCUCUACCAAGCUGGUCCUCAAACGGGUCUUUUUUUAGAAAUGUUAAAAGUGGUUUUGUUCGACUUGUCUGCCUUAACUCCUUCAUAAUUUCUCUUUUGUUUUCCUUAGGAAAGAACCUGAAUUGUCGUCAACAACACCCUUACUGCGCAAUUAAAUGAAAGUACAGCUCCAAGCCGUGCGUGGAUGGAGAAGGAAAAAUUAGAUCAAGUUAUGAGUCCAGAUGUUCUAAAAGAAGGAAAAGAACAAAUCUUGCUCGAAAAGGGUUCUUUAUUGAUGUUAGACCAUGUACCCAGAUGUGUAAACGAUGAUUUUUUCCGUUGAAGGGAGAUGCAGACGUAAUAGUAGGUCUUGCAUCACGUAAUGUCUUUUUACACCGCAGAACUACUCAGACAGUUGCCGCAAAUGUUUUUCAGGCUUAGGCUUCGAGAAAUAGUUUUAAAAUGAUCAGGUGAUGUGUUAACCCGUCUCACUCUGAAAAAAAAUGGCUUGUCCGUGGUAAUUUUUCCUGACACAUGUCUCGGUUUGUGCUGGGCAAAAAUUUUAGUUCAAAUUUUUUCUAGAAAGGUAUUUGUAAUUUUAACACGUGUACUCUGUAACCCUGUAUCGUCGUUGUUCGGUUAGGUUUAUUUUAAAUUUUACGGCAAUUGGGUACUUUACCAAUGUAAAGGUGGCGGGGCAGGGUGUGUGGGGAAAGUAGGAACUCAAACAAAAUUUUGCGGCCCAGACUCGCCUCACGGUAGGUGGGGAAACUGUUGAACGCGCUGGUUCGGAAAAAUGAUCACUCUCGCGAUCUUCCUUGGUUUAUUGAUACAUCUUACGUCUUUACUAAAAAAAUGGCUCUAUGUUUCGUCGUGAAUCGGUACAGCACGCUCAGUAGGACAUUCUGGGAAAGUUGAUUAGGCGUAAGUGUUUGGUUCGAGAAUCCCAACCCCAGGGGUAUGUGCAUGGUUUGAGACUCCCACUCCCUCUCUCACGUUCCAAUAUGCUCUGUCGCUUCGGAAAGAUGAAGACCUAAUAAGCAUAUUGUAAAUUGUAGUAAAUAUCCUCUCCGGCCUUAACACUGACUUAACAACGUAAAAUUGCAUCGUACUUUGUGGGUGCCGUGCCUUGAAUUGUUCACAUUACUAUUAAGCUCUAAUUAUAAUAUAUUUCACCCGAGCGAAUGUUAUUCACCUUCAGCAUCAUCACAAGGAGAUAACUAUGAGUGACCCAGAGAGAAUUUCUCCUUACAAUAGCAAUACAUUAUGAAGCAUAGAAGUGAUGAGAAUAAAGAAAAGUAUCAGUUUGGGGAUUAUUAGUUGAUCCAAUACCAAAUUCUCCAAAUUGACAUCGUAAGAAUUAUAUGGUAGACAGUAAGGAGAAUUCCAAAUGAGAUCUUAGGAGUUACAUGGUUUAAAGAAGCAUUUACAGUGUCAAGUUGUCUCAGGCAAUUUUCCUUGGCGAAGUAGAUGAAAAAAAUUUUACACAGUUUGGCAAAUUUUCUCGGUCAAAAACUUACUCGCAAGGGUUUUACCUCGAAGAUUUGUUAGCAAAAUGCUUUUUUCAAACACGAUUUUUUAAAAUCCAGAUGACUAAACAUAAGCACUUUAUGAACAUCAAGACUAUACCCAGCAAGGUUUGCUUUCUUUAAAGAUUUUCUUUGCUAAUUUAUACGACGAACAAUCUUGUUGUAAGUAACCUGCUGGAGCUAAUGAGACUAAUAUGAAUUUAAUUCAUUAUUUGAUUAAGUGAAGUUUAGUUCGAUCUUUUCAAAGACCAACAUGACAUUCCUCAAGGUUACUUUUAAUAACUAGAACAUUUGUGUAAGAUUGGUGAUGAUUGUGCUCUUAUUUGUAUUGGUGUUACGUUAAGCUUUUACUUGUAAUAAAAUAGUCUGAACACGAACUUGUAGAAG
Molecule: messenger RNA, 12545 nt
Organism: Pocillopora meandrina
Lineage: Eukaryota; Metazoa; Cnidaria; Anthozoa; Scleractinia; Pocilloporidae
Source: the annotation of a GenBank genome assembly